Megalobrama amblycephala (Wuchang bream) is the source of this 3161-nucleotide messenger RNA. It is a transcript of the gene rnf26, whose product is annotated as ring finger protein 26. Gene Ontology annotation, biological process: protein ubiquitination; ubiquitin-dependent protein catabolic process. NCBI's taxonomy places the organism in Eukaryota, Metazoa, Chordata, Actinopteri, Cypriniformes, Xenocyprididae. The transcript has a single exon. Gene Ontology annotation, molecular function: ubiquitin protein ligase activity. Bases 578 to 1879 code for a protein of 433 amino acids. The record is from RefSeq and is a predicted model, not a curated record.
UUGAUCCCUUCAAAUACGUGGUGUAAAGCGGAAACUGACAGAAACAGAGCGAGACGAGAUGCUUUCAAUUUGAGCACAUUAUUAAUCCAAAGAAAGAAGCUUCUGAGUUUGUUGUCGUCUAGGAGCUUCAUAACAUAGCACGGACGCUUGGAUUACACCGUUUUCUAAGAAUGAACAUUAGCUUGGGAUACAGAUCGGCACAACCAGCCAACAUGAGCAGUUUCGAUUUUCAAACGUAAACAUCCGCCGAGCAGAUCCCGUCCAUGUGUGAGCGGCUACUUCUCGAUGCUAACCAUGGUUAGGAUGAGUAUAUCUGAACAAACCAGAGGGCAUAUCAUUCCUAGCUAAUGCUCAGCUAUAAUACGACUGGAAUUGCUUUUAUGUGAAUCUUAAGUGGCUUGCCAAGACGAUAACAUUUAGACGCGAAUGGGUUAGCACGCGAGCUAACUUGGCUACCAAAGCUGUUUGUGUAACUACAGACUGAACUAUGUCGUUUGACAGCACGAACAAUACGACAGAUGAUAUAUAGUCCAUCACGGCAAACUAAGGUGACAUUUCACAAGCGGACAUCCUUAUUAUGGGUCUACUGAACUUUAUUUUUAGUUCAAUUGGAAAAUGCAUAGAUGUCAUUUGCCUCCUUCUGGAUUUAAAUUUUGUGAUUGUCAACUCAUUAAUUCAGCUGUUGGUGGCAGUGAUCUCCUUUGUCAAUAGUCUGCCCAUGCUACUCACAAAUUCAGUGUCAGAGUGCUGGAAUCUCACUCUGCUUUGCAUCAUCACCAUGAGGGACGGCGUGACCAUUGUGACCCAUAACAUGGUCGGAGGCUGGAUGCAGCUGCUCGGUGGCAUGCUGGAAAGCUUCAAGAUGAUCGGAUACCUGUCUUCACAUCUGCUACUGCGCACCAAAGAGCUUCUUCACCGCGGCCUGCUGUCUGGACACGGUUUGCUGCGGCAGGCGUGGGAAGGCUGUGGCAUCGUGUUCAGCCUGUUGCUGUAUUUCAUCAACACGAUCAUCAACUUGCUUCUCAUAGGCACGCAAAAUUUAUACUCCGUGUUGGUCAGCACUGUGGAGGCGGUGUCCUGCCCUUUGCAGAAAGCUCUUGAGCUGACCCUGACUGUGCUGACCUUCCUGUACAGCAGUCUCGUUGGCACCUCUAUCCUGCUGUGGACACCAUGCAGACUAGCCAUGGAGUUCCUGGGAUCCGUCUGCCAGAUAUUCAUGAGCGUGUUCCUGCUGAACUCUUAUGGGCUGCUGCUCACGUUGGUCAUCAUCACGAGUGCCACCGUAUACCUAAACCCUGCACUCCCAAGACGGGCAUCUUUGUGCAUAAUCAACUACAUCAACACCGUGCCCGUCCUGCGGCGUCUCCGAAGGACUCUACACCGCCUCUACGUGCUCGAGAGGAACGUGUGGCAGAGAUUGGCCUGGCAUCGCAGCCGGAUAGGCCUCCUGGUGGUUCCUGCACGGAGAGAAGCUGCGGAAAGGGACGUUGGACAGCCCGAGCCCAACCUCGAGCCUCAAGUUGACCAAAACGCAGCAGAUCAGGUGGUGGAAAACGCGCCUGAGGACACCAACCAAGCGGAUGAUCCUCUAAACCUGCCGCUUCCAAGCUCCAGCACUCACAGGCCGCUCCGGAAGUUUCCAUCUGAGGACAGUUGCAAAGGCCCUCCGGACAACCUGCUGAAUCUUCUGCAGGAGCAAGAGGAGAGGAAGAAAUGCGUGAUCUGUCAGGACAGCACCAAGACUGUUGUGCUUUUGCCUUGCCGUCACUUGUGCUUGUGUAGAAACUGCACCAACAUCCUGCUGAGCCAGCCCAUCUACCAACACAACUGCCCCCUGUGCCGCCACAUGAUCCUUCAGACCAUGGACGUGUAUCUCUGAGGGAAACGUUUACGGAUGUGUUUCUGUCAUCCUCAGGUUAUUUGAGCAGCACUGUUCUUGAAAUGUGGGAAACCACAUGUUCCCUUUUCGUCUAUGUCCAUUCCACUACUAUUGCUUGUAUAUAGAUUUGAAUCACAACCUUUUAUAAAUCGUGAUGGCGAGGCUGACAACUGUGACUGUGUUUUCUUAUGGUUUUGUAUACAUUGUCACUUUUUUCAUCAGCUUUUAGAAGCAACACUAUUUUUCUCAUACAGCAAUAUCACAUGAAUGUAAGCUUUGUAUUAAAAAACAUUAAAAUUGGAAUGUAAGAUUUGCUUAAUUGAGUGUUUAAGGGGAAUAUUUGUAUGCUACAAUACUAACAUUGGGCCUUAUAGUAUGAAUUGUCUACUUAAUUUUUUUUUUCUGACUGUAAAGGUGAUCAAAGGUCAUCUGCAACAUCAUAUUGAUUAAUUUCUCUGUGUUGGAGAAAUCUGUUUUGCUUUGCAUACCUUGUAAUCAUUCCACCAAAGCCAUUUUGCACUAUUUGAGUAAACAAGUGGCACUACAAUGUUUUCACAAGUCAUUCUACAAUCUGGUGAUGUAUUCAUGCUUUUUUUGUCAUUUAUUAUUGAAGAGCAUUAAGGCUCUCUCACUGCUAAAAUGGUAUUGAUCAAUGCAUUUUCAAAUCGAAAUGUUGUGCUUUUUUUUUUGUUUCGAGAGACAGUAAUUUAAUUCAGUUACCGGUAAAAACCAAGUGGCAGAAAGGCUUUUAGCUCGGCUUUGUUCAGUGGAUGUUGUUAUAAAUCACUAUUUUGGAUAACAUUUGUACGUUAGAGACACAAGGUACAGACUGUACUGGUUUAUCUCAUUUAUUUUGGUCUUACAUGAUAUUUCAAAACCUGAAAUCCACAGUUGCAUUCAGAAAGGCACAAUGCGCAAGACAAUCAAGUGCAUUUAAGAGAAAAAAGCGUUUGCAAGACCCAUGUAACCAGAUUCAUAAAUGUCCUUUUGAAAAAUAUAAUUACUCCGUUUAGUUCCUAAUUAUUUGUCACUCUCAAUUCUGCUCAAUGCAGGUGAUAAGCACUAACCCAUGGUCAUUUUAAGGUUUUUAACCAUUCCAUUCAUUCCAUAUUUAAGCCCCAAGACUUUUUGUAUUCUUGUACCACAGACGUUUGUUUUCUAUGAAGGUCUCCAGUAAUGAUUUUUGUGGGUAAAGCAGAUGUGUGUCUCUCCAGAAGCCUGGAUAAUAUCAAAACCACAUUCAUAGACUAUCCAGAUGAAGAAUAAACAGUAUUUGACUCUG